This is a messenger RNA of Coregonus clupeaformis (lake whitefish), 3984 nucleotides long. RefSeq names its product disabled homolog 2-interacting protein-like. The coding region runs from base 509 to 3910 and encodes 1133 amino acids. Gene Ontology annotation, biological process: regulation of GTPase activity. NCBI's taxonomy places the organism in Eukaryota, Metazoa, Chordata, Actinopteri, Salmoniformes, Salmonidae. The transcript has 17 exons. The record is from RefSeq and is a predicted model, not a curated record.
GAGAGAGAGAUCUUCUCCCCCUCUGUUCUAGUGGCUGUUUUCUUUGCUGUGAGCCUGAGAAGGGGGAGGACCUGAACUCAGCACUCAGAGUCAAUGCCCUUACUGGAGUCCACCGUGCUACACACACACACGCUCUCACACACACACACAUUCUCUCUCACACGGUGACACACACACGCUCCCUCAGACCCCUGCAGCUACUGCAGCCUACUACUGCAGAACGGAGCAGAGGGAGAAACAGAGCAAGAGAGGGAGAAAGGAGGGGAAGUCGUUCGUUGUUACUACUUGUUGCUGUUUGCUUUCCGUCCAGAGCGUUGAGGAUGAUAUUCCCUGUGUUUUCCUAGCGGGAGCUUGUCUGAGAGAGAGAGAGUCACUGUGGAGAAUGACAACAACCCCAGUGAUGUCAUCCAAACUGACACAGAUCAACACUGGCCUGCCGGAGUGACCUCACAGAGGUCAGGGAUCAGGACCAGAAUCGCCCCCUGAGAGAACGGGCCGCAGACGGAGUAUGCCCGGUAGCGCCCCGGACAAGACCAUACCACCCAUGGAACCUGCCGCUGCCACGCCCUUCAGAGUCACUGGCUUUCUGAGUCGGAGGCUGAAGGGUUCUAUAAAGCGUACUAAGAGCCAGCCCAAACUGGACCGUAACUCCAGCUUCAGACACAUCCUGCCUGGCUUCAGGAGUGUGGACAAUGAGAGAUCUAAUCUGAUGCCGAGGCUGAAGGAGUCUCGCAGCCACGAGUCGUUGCUCAGCCCCAGUAGUGCUGUGGAGGCCCUGGACAUCAGUAUGGAGGACGAGGUGCUCAUCAAACCCGUUCACAGCUCCAUCCUCGGACAGGACUACUGCUUUGAGGUCACCACCUCAACAGGAAGUAAAUGUUUCUCCUGUCGAUCUUCAGCAGAGAGGGACAAAUGGAUGGAGAACCUGAGGAGAGCCGUCCACCCCAACAAGGACAACAGCCGUCGGGUGGAGAACAUGCUGAAGUUGUGGAUCAUCGAAGCCAAGGACAUUCCGGCCAAGAAGAAGUACUUCUGUGAGCUGUGUCUGGAUGACACACUAUACGCCCGCACCACCUGCAAGCUCAAGACCGACAACGUCUUCUGGGGCGAGCACUUUGAGUUCAACAACCUCCCGGCUGCCAAGAGCAUCACGGCCCACCUUUACAAAGACUCGGACAAGAAGAAGAAGAAAGACAAGAACAACUACAUCGGACUGGUCAACAUCCCAGUCGCUGCGGUGACGGGGAGGCAGUUCAUGGAGAAGUGGUACCCUGUAAGCACGCCGACGCCCAACAAGGGGAAGACGCCGGGGCCGAUGAUUCGGAUCAAGGCCCGCUACCAGAGCAUGAACAUCCUGCCUAUGGAGAUGUAUAAGGAGUUUGCAGAGUAUACCACCAAUAACUACAUGUUGCUGUGCUCCGUGCUGGAGCCUGGCAUCAGUGUGAAGAACAAGGAGGAGAUGGCUUCUGCACUGGUCCAUAUUCUACAGAGCACCGGCAAGGCCAAGGACUUCCUGACAGACCUGAUGAUGUCAGAGGUGGACCGGUGUGGGGAGAAUGAGCACCUGAUCUUCAGAGAGAACACGCUGGCCACCAAGGCUAUAGAGGAGUACCUCAAACUGGUGGGGCAGAAGUACCUGCAGGACGCACUUGGUGAGUUUAUCAAGGCGUUGUAUGAGUCAGAUGAGAACUGUGAGGUGGACCCGUCCAAGUGUUCAUCCAAUGACCUGCAGGAGCAUCAGAGCAACCUGAAGAUGUGCUGUGAGCUGGCCUUCUGCAAGAUCAUCAACUCUUACUGUGUGUUUCCACGGGAACUCAAGGAGGUGUUUGCAUCGUGGCGACAGGAGUGCAGUAGCCGGGGGCGACCGGACAUCAGCGAGCGUCUGAUCAGCGCGUCUCUGUUCCUGCGUUUCCUGUGUCCAGCCAUCAUGUCGCCGUCUCUCUUCAACCUGAUGCAGGAGUACCCUGAUGACCGCACCGCACGCACACUCACACUCAUCGCCAAGGUCACGCAGAACCUGGCCAACUUCGCCAAGUUUGGCAGUAAGGAGGAGUACAUGUCUUUUAUGAACCAGUUCCUGGAGCAUGAGUGGACCAACAUGCAGCGCUUCCUGCUGGAGAUCUCUAACCCAGAGACCAUCUCUAACACAGCAGGGUUCGAAGGUUACAUAGACCUGGGACGGGAGCUGUCCACCCUGCACAACCUGCUGUCAGAGGUCGUCUCUACCAUGGAACAGAGCUCCACCUCCAAGCUGGGCCCCCUACCCAGGAUCCUCCGGGAGGUGAACACAGCGCUGACCAACCCGUCCAGCAUGAACAUGACCGCUCCGUCCUCCUCUGACCGUAUGGGGUCACCGCCCAAUGCCGGGGCAGGCUGCAGCAUCUCCACCGGCCUGCAGAAGAUGGUCAUCGACAAUGACCUUUCAGGGUUGGUGGACUUCACCCGGUUACCCUCCCCCACCCCGGAGAACAAGGAACUCUUCUUUGUCACCAGGAACUCUGGGAUCCAGCCCUCCCCGGCCCGCAGCUCCAGCUACUCUGAGUCCAAUGAGCCCGACCUGGGCAUGGCCAACGGCAGCAAGAGCCUGUCCAUGGUGGACCUCCAGGACCCCCGCAGCUUAGAGAGCGGCCCAGGGCCUGGCCCCUCAGACGGCCGGGGAGAGGGCAUUGUUCCUGGGGGAGUGUGGUCGGCCCGAACCCCCCAUGGGAACAUCACUGGAGGUCCUACUCUGAGAAGGCCGGUCCAGACCCCCACCACCCCCGGAUCGGAGAGCGCUCCAGGCAGACCUGCUCAGCUCCUGGCCCCCCUGUCCUUCCAGAACCCUGUCUAUCAGAUGGCAGCAGGGCUGCCCUUGUCGCCGCGAGGCCUGGCCGACUCGGGCUCCGAGGGCCACAGCUCCCACAGUUCCCAUAGCAACAAUGAGGACGGGCCAGGAGGAGGAGGGGGGAUACAUAACUCCUUCCUGAACCACGGAAUAGGAGGUGGGGGGAGCAGCGCGGAGGAGUAUGCCCGUCGUUCUGGGGAGUUUGUUGGCACGCGUAGGCAGCUGUCACUCACAGAGGCCCAGCACCAGCCCACCGUGCCCAGACAGAAUAGCGCCGGCCCCCAGCGCAGGAUAGACCAGCCCCCUCCGCAGAACAACGUCAGCAGGGGCCGCACACCCCCCAACCUGCUCAACAGCGGGCCUUACCCGCGCCCCUCCAGCAGCAGCAUGAUGUCAUCAUCCCCCGACUGGCCCGGCAACGGGGCACGGCUACGGCAACAGUCGUCGUCAUCAAAAGGAGACAGCCCAGAGACCAAGCAGAGAGCCCAGCACAAACAGGCCCCCUCCCCAGUGAACCCCAAUGCACUGGACCGUACGGCUGCCUGGCUGUUGAAUAUGAAUGUGCAGUAUGUAGACCAUGAGGGGAUGGAGUCCAGAAACAGAGAAGAUCUCACUCAGGCCGAGAAGUACCAGCAGGAGAUUGUGGUCCUCCAGGAGAAGCUGCGUGUGUCGGUCCAGAAGCUGGAGGAGUACGAGGCUCGUCUGAAGGGUCAGGACGACGGUGCUCAGAAGGUUCUGAUGGAGUACCAGGCACGGCUGGAGGAGUCUGAGGAACGCCUGAGGCGACAGCAGGAUGACAAGGACCUCCAGAUGAAGAGCAUCAUCAGCAGGUUAAUGUCGGUGGAAGAGGAGCUGAAGAAAGAUCACAGUGACAUGCAGGCUGUGGUCGACUCCAAACAGAAGAUCAUUGAUGCACAGGAGAAGCGUAUAGCGUCUCUGGACGCGGCCAACGCCCGUCUGAUGAGUGCCCUGACCCAGCUGAAGGAGCGCUACAGCAUCCAGACCCGUAAUGGCAUCUCCCCUACCAACCCCACCAAGCUCCAGAUCACUGAGAACGGAGAGUUCAGGAACAGCAGCAACUGCUAGAGUCAGAGAGAGAGAGAGGGUGUGUGUGUGUAUGUGUGUGUGUGUGUGUGUGUGUGUGUGUGUGUGUGUGUGUG